CACCCUUAGACUAGCAAAGGCAGCCAAAUAUUUGACAAACUAGCAAUCGUCAGCUAGCCAGCUAGGAGUUGAAAUAAUACGUCGUCAAAAAACACAUUUCCCUACACUUGAGCCGCUGACGUUUAUGCCAAGGAUUUAGGUUUGCGUGUAAACAGGAUGUCAACUCCAGCAAGACGACGUUUAAUGAGAGAUUUUAAACGACUGCAAGAGGAUCCUCCAGCUGGAGUUAGUGGGGCCCCAUCAGAAAAUAAUAUCAUGGUAUGGAACGCUGUCAUUUUUGGACCGGAGGGAACACCUUUUGAGGAUGGAACCUUCAAACUUACCAUUGAAUUCACAGAGGAAUAUCCAAAUAAACCUCCAACAGUGCGAUUUGUCUCUAAAAUGUUUCAUCCAAAUGUGUAUGCAGAUGGCAGCAUAUGCUUAGAUAUACUUCAGAACCGUUGGAGUCCAACCUAUGAUGUGUCUUCAAUCUUAACUUCAAUACAGUCUUUACUGGAUGAGCCAAACCCAAACAGUCCAGCUAAUAGCCAAGCAGCCCAGCUGUACCAGGAAAACAAGCGGGAAUACGAGAAGAGGGUUUCUGCUAUUGUUGAACAGAGUUGGCGUGACUGUUGACCCCUGUUAAAGUUCAAGUAUGAACAGUGUCCAGCCCAGAAUCAAGAAACCACCGAUCAAGAAAACAACUGAUCUCACAGAAAUAAAGAUACACAUCUUAAAAUCCUUCUCAGUAUAUUUGUCCCAUAAUUGUUGCUAAGUUUGUAUGCUGUUGUGUUGUGGCAUUCACUCCUGCCGGAUGCUAUUGUUGGGCAAUAGCGUAUGUUUGUUAAAAGUUAAUGUACCUUGUUAUAUCUGGGUUACUUGCUACAUGCCCCAAGUCUUUCCUUUUUUUUUUAAAAAAUAAAAAAAAAAAGGCAAUGGCCGGUCUCUCAGUUGUCACUUUUCUACCUGUUUUUUUAAACUGGCUGGAUGAUUUGGUGACAGUUAAUUAGAUGUGCUUGCUGCGUGGUUUGCUGUGUAGAUACAACAGUUAAUAUUUACAACAAAAAAAAACAAAAAAACAAAGCUGUUCAUGGGUGUUUUCCUCCUGUUUCAGUGGGCUCACUCCUUUUGGUUUUAUUUCUUUCUGCCUUUUGAAAGCCUUUCAGUGGGAUUGAAAAUAAACCUGGCAUUGGCAUCCAUCCCUCUAACAAGUUGUCAACUCAACAGAUGCCUUUCUCUCAACUGUACUUGUAAACCCAUGCCUUGUAUUUCAAAAAUGUUCUAGAUAUUGGUGAACAUGUACGUCCCUCUUCAACACUGAAACAAGACAUUAAGUACCCUUUCUGGGCACUUAACUUUGUUUCAUGCACAGAGUUUCAUAAUGCUGACAUUUAAAGGCUGUGUGAGAACAUUUUUAUGCUAUUUUACAAUCUUACAAACCAGCUCUCAUAAUGAGCUGAUUGUACUGUUUAAACAGGAUGGUGUCUCUUUUCAGAUUAUAAAACUUUGCACUGGUAACCCAUGUAACAAACUGUACAUUUUCUUGUAAAUAAAAUAAAUAUACAUCA
This is a messenger RNA of Seriola dumerili (greater amberjack), 1547 nucleotides long. RefSeq names its product ubiquitin conjugating enzyme E2 A (gene ube2a). The transcript is spliced from 6 exons. Gene Ontology annotation, biological process: protein polyubiquitination; proteasome-mediated ubiquitin-dependent protein catabolic process; DNA repair. Bases 157 to 615 code for a protein of 152 amino acids. Gene Ontology annotation, cellular component: HULC complex. The record is from RefSeq and is a predicted model, not a curated record. Gene Ontology annotation, molecular function: ubiquitin conjugating enzyme activity. NCBI's taxonomy places the organism in Eukaryota, Metazoa, Chordata, Actinopteri, Carangiformes, Carangidae.